Messenger RNA from Boleophthalmus pectinirostris (great blue-spotted mudskipper), 4874 nucleotides. RefSeq names its product adhesion G protein-coupled receptor A2 (gene adgra2). Gene Ontology annotation, molecular function: protein binding; G protein-coupled receptor activity. The transcript has 19 exons. The coding region runs from base 496 to 4617 and encodes 1373 amino acids. Gene Ontology annotation, biological process: G protein-coupled receptor signaling pathway; central nervous system development; sprouting angiogenesis. Gene Ontology annotation, cellular component: Wnt signalosome; plasma membrane. The record is from RefSeq and is a predicted model, not a curated record. Lineage: Eukaryota; Metazoa; Chordata; Actinopteri; Gobiiformes; Gobiidae.
ACGUGACGUCUUUCCCUGAGUGUCCUGACAUGGAUGCGCUAGGACCCGGGGACCAUACGCUCACCCUCCGACGGAAUGGGCGCACUUGGGCUGUAGUUUCUUGAGUGAAUAGCGGUGUGACCGGGACAGAGGCAAAGAAAUCCGCUACUUUUGGAGCAUAAAUCUUAGGACAUGAGAGAAAAUUUAGUUUUCUGUUUUUGACUUCUCGUGUGAUAAACUUUCGAGAGUUUGUAUUUAGAAGGGAGUGGAUAACGGGCCUUGAAGAGUUUGCGACGCGACUGUCAGACGUUUUGUUCACUCCAGGGGACACUGGAUGGGACGUGUGAGUCGUGGGACCACUUUCAAAAAAAUAAAAAGUUUUCGUGCGUAACCUGGAUGUGAGUUCAUAAAACUUUUACACUUUUGGAUUAUCCGUUUUGAGAAGACGGUGUGGCUGCUGCAACAUAACGGAGAGAGUGAGAGUGAGAGAACAGAGUUUCAGUCUGGAGAUAUGGGAUGAUGACCGGAGGAGGGGGUGCAGCUGAGGUGUCAUCCAGCCCAAGGACAAUGUGUGGCAUCCCCGCGCGCCUGGUGCUGAUGCUGCUCCUCUUCGCCCUGCCUCUGGAGCUUGGUCGGUCACAGUACGUUUGUCCCGGGCCCAUCGAUUCCACUGGGGGCUGCAGCUGCACGGAGGAGCGCUCCAAAGGCCACGGUGUCCCGGCGCUGGGGAGAAGAGUGAGCUGCAGCAAAGAGGAGCUAUCUGAGCCUCCGGAUCCCACUCUGCUGCCUAACAAGACCGUCACUCUUGUCUUGAGCUACAACAAAAUCAGGGUUCUGAGAAAUGGAUCUUUCAUUGGACUUUCUGCUCUGGAUAAGCUGGACCUCAAGCACAACCUAAUCAGCACCAUCAUGCCGGGAGCUUUCCAAGGCCUCACCGAGCUACGGAAACUGGACCUAUCUAACAAUCGCAUUGGCUGCCUGACUGCAGACAUGUUCCAGGGACUGACCAAUCUUACUAAACUAAACCUCUCUGGCAACAUCAUAUCUACAGUGGAUCCAGGAGUGUUUCAUGAGCUGCCUUCCCUUAAGCAAGUAAACUUCAACUCUAACUACCUGGUUUGUGACUGUGGGCUACGCUGGGUCCCUGGCUACUUUCGCACCAGUUCGGCCCGACUCGGUGAUGAGACCCUGUGUGCCUUUCCCACUGCCCACAGAGGAAAGCCCCUGAAAGGACUCAGAGAGAGCCAACUGACCUGUGAUGGUCCUCUGGAGCUGCACACCCAUUAUCUGCUCCCAUCCCAGCGUCAGGUGGUGUUCAAAGGGGACCGCUUGCCCUUUCAUUGCACUGCUGCUCUGGUGGAUAAAAUCACCUCUUUGUAUUGGCUGCAUAACGGUAGGAUUGUGACCUCUGACCCUGACAUGGGUAUCCAACUAGAGAACAGCGUUGUACAUGAUUGCACCUUUAUCACAAGUGAACUCCUUCUAUACGAUGUUCAUGUGGAAGCCAGUGGAGAAUGGGAGUGUGUGGUGGUCACUGGGCGAGGCAAUGUGUCCCGUAGUGUAGAAAUAGUGGUGUUAGAGAACAGUGCCUCCUUCUGCCCAGAGGAAAAAGUUAUAAACAACAGAGGAGAGUUCAGAUGGCCUAGGACUCUUGCUGGCAUCACAUCUCAUCAGUACUGUCUGCAGCUGCGUUACCCAUCGCUGUCAGUAGAGGGAGGUAUGGAACAGAAGAAAGCCUCUCGUUACUGUGACCGCACUGGGAGGUGGCAGGAAGGCAACUAUACCAACUGCCACUACACCAAUGGAAUCACCCGCGUCCUCCACACGUUUAUCUUGAGGCCAAUAAAUGCAUCAAACGCUGUGACCAUGGCUCAUCAGAUCCGCACAUACACCCUAGAGGCGGCUGGUUUCACUGACUCUGUGGAUGUCUUAUAUGUUGCUCAAUUGAUGGAUAAGUUUAUGGAGUACAUUGUUCAAUUGCGAGAGUUAUCAGAGCUAUUAGUGGAGAUGGGCAGUAACUUGAUGCAGGUGGAUGACCAGAUUCUUGCUUUGGCUCAGAAAGAGAAACGGGCUUGUAGCUCUAUUGUCUACUCUUUGGAGACCCUUGCCUGGCCACAACUGCACAGUCAUGCUCAAGAUUUUUCUAUGGGGUCAAGAAACAUAGUGAUGAAGGCUCACUUGAUUCGUCCAGCCCAUUUCACCGGCAUCACUUGUAUUGUGUAUCAGCGGCGUGACGUUUUGGUGGGAAGUCUGGGAGUGGAAACAACAGAAAGCUCCCAGGAAAACCAGCUGCGUUUCAGAUGCAUAACUGGAGCUCAUAACACAUCUUUGAACAAUUUUCCACUAAAGAAUUCCAUGGCACUGGCCUCAGUAACUAUCCCACCAACUCUCUUUCCUCCUGACGCACCGGAAGACUGUAAACUUCAGUUCAUAGCAUUCAGAACUGGCAGCUUUUUCCCUGUUACUGGGAACUCGAGCAAUCCUGGGGAACAUACACGCAGACGCAUUGUCAACACUCCUGUCAUUUUUGUUGGGCUUGAUGGCUGCCAAAUGUGGAACCAUUCGGAAGCGAUCAGAGUGUCACUGCGCCACUUGUCCCCUGGUGCAGACGCACUUCCGGCCCACUGGAGCUGGAGGGCGCAAGAGAGGCAGGGCAGCUGGAGCCAGGAGGGUUGCCAAUUGGUCCAAACUGACAGCAGCACUACAACAAUGCGAUGCUCACUACUCAGUAAUUAUGCAGUGUUGCAGGAAGUGCCUGACUUCCCCAAUUCAGGCCCUAUCUCUGUGACAGCACUUCACCCGGUGGUCUAUGCUUGUACAGCAGUUCUCCUCUUGUGCCUUUUUACAAUUAUUAUCACACACAUACUUCAUCACAGUUCUAUCCACAUAUCAAGAAAAAGCUGGCAUACAUUAUUAAAUACAUGCUUCCACAUUGCUAUGACCACAGCAAUCUAUGCAGGGGGCAUUGGCUUGACAAGCUACCCAGUGGUUUGUCAAGCUGUUGGCAUUGCAUUACAUUACUCAUCACUGUCGACGCUGCUGUGGAUUGGAGUCAGUGCUCGGGUCAUUUACAAAGAAACUCUGUGGAGACUGCCUCGACACCACGAUGGAGAAGCUACUGCUCCUCCCACUCAACGCCCAAUGCUCAGGUUUUAUUUAAUUGCUGGUGGAGUUCCUCUCAUUAUUUGUGGAAUCACUGCAGCUGUCAAUGUGAACAACUACGGUGAUAAUAGCCCUUACUGCUGGCUGGUGUGGCGCCCCAGCCUGGGUUCCUUCUUUGUCCCUGCAACCCUUGUGGUCUUUGUGACCUGGAUCUACUUCCUGUGUACAGUGUUUCGCCUGAGGCGACGUGUGACCAAAGAAUGCACAGGAACCACCCUGUCCUCCCCAGUGACUGAGAGCCAGCCUGCUUUAGCGGGAAGUACCAGCCUCCUCUCCACAGACUCAGCAGUUGGCCCCGUAGCUCCUGCUUUAGAGGAUCAGUACUCUCUGAAGACACAGUUCACUGUGCUGGUGGCCACCCACUUCCUGUUUGUGCUUCUGUGGAGCUGUGGGGCCAUGGCGGUGUGGUUGACUGGGAACACUGGUCUGUUGUUCAGCUGUUUCUAUGGCGUCGCUGCCACGGUUCUAGGAGUUAUGCUUAUGGUUCACCACUGCUUUCGUCGUCAGGAUGUCCAGGCUUCAUGGCAUGCCUGCUGUCCUGGUUAUCAGCGCCCCCACCCCUCCUCUACAUACACACACACCUGCACUACAGGGAGUGGAGUGCACACCUCAGACCAGGGAUCGCAACUUUUUAUUAACUGCCACCCACCUGUUGAUCUUCACAACUCCUCCUCAGCACGGUCCUCCUCCACGCCCAGUGGGAUCAGCAGUGUGGGCCCUGGUCCUUGUAAACUCACCAAUCUCCUGCAGGUAAUACAGGACACUUCAAACAAUACCACACGCCCAGUAGGAAAUGUUAGCACAAGUACUGACAACAUGAGCAAACCAGCAAAUAACAUCACCCCAUCUAUUACCUCUGCCCCUGUGCACCCACAGAGGAAAAGGAUCACCAGCAGAACCAAGCAGGCAAACAGCCAGUAUCACCACCGUGGCGAGGGCAGGGGACACUAUCGCCACAAAGCUCUUAGGACUGCUGCUACAGGGGGCAGCCUGGGGGCAUUAGGGCCCACAGGGUUGGACCAUCUAAAUUCUUCACAUGUAGUCCAUAAACAGGCCACUAGUGAAAAUGGCAGUGUCCACCAUAGUCUGACAGAGAGCCACGGCUGCCCCCUGACUAAUGGGAAGCGCCAUGACUCUGUGCCGACAAGCUUCUCAGAGGGAAGUGAUGGGGGCAGCAGCGGGAGCCGAAAACCAUUUCCACUGCUCCCCUCCGCAGCCAGCAGAGCCACACACAGCAACCAGAGACGCUGUGCGAGCAGAGACAAUGUCAAACUGGCAGCUGCAGCUGAGAGGGAUGCUAAACGCUGCUCAUACCCUUUAAACUGUAUCACCACCACAGUGCCUGAGGCUGCCACUGCAAAUGGCACUCUGAAAAACUCUGUGCUGGACCUGGAGCAAGACAUGAGUGGCACAGAGCACUCUCACAGCUCCUCAGGAAUGAAAAGUGGUUUAUGGAAAAGUGAAACUACAGUGUAACAUACAUCUGUCUGAUCUAUGCAAGUGACUAGGGUUUCAUAUGAUUGGACUAGUGUGAAUUAGUGAAGUAGUGUGAAUUAAAUAAUUAAUUUAUGAUAUAGAAAAAUACAAACAAAUUGAACCAUAAACUGGUACUUUACAUAUGUGUAAACUUGUAAUGAAAAAGGAGAUGUUUAUUAUUGUAAAUAAAACUCAUGUAUUUGUUUUUUUUAUUAUUAUUAUUAUUAUUAAAGAAUGGUGUAAUUUUUAAAUCAACA